UAUUUAACUUGGGACUGAGCAGCACUCGCUACAGACACACUCACACACAGUGUGCCUAAGCAAAGAAACGCUCCAGCGCCAAGUCUCUCAGACUCCUGAAGUAGGAGCGACUCAGUAGAAGCUUCUGUAUCAAAGGAGGAGAGACGCUCCCUCAGGGAUUGACCGCUUGCAUCGGCCGAGCAAAAAGGCUCCACGUUUUGGACAGUCUCGUUAUGCAGCAACAGAGGGAUUCAGAGCUUUUCUGACAGGAUUCUGAAAUGCCAAAGUGGAAGGAACUCUGAACCAACAGCGUUAACUGACUUUAUGCAGUUUGCAUUUGAUAUGCACUGACACUGCGCGCUUUUUCCAGCCUUGUUUUUACUUCAUGCACAGCCAAGAGUUUUGUGGGAAUGUUACAGCCAGAUACUUUUUGUAAAGAACUGCUGUGCGAUUUGGAACAUCCCCUGGAAAAGAUAAAUGGCUGUUAUUUCAUAAAUUGAGAUUGCAUCCCACUGCGGCGCAUUUUCUCGAAGUUUUUGGACUUUUUCAGAGAGUUGCACAAAUCGACGGCUGUGAUACCCCACGAGACUGGCUGCAGAGACGAUUUCUCAGUCCAUGGAUUGUGCAGCCCUGGGACCUUGUCAAACCUGAGAACGUCAGGCGACGUUAGGUGAAGCCACGUUUAUAAAAUCCGUGCGUAAAAAUAACAUUGGCCAAGGCAGCCCUCAUUGCCGGGCGCGUGACAUUUCAAACUUGGUGAAGUGCUCUUUUGUGCGCCCUUCUCUCUGUGUGUGGACGCUCCGGAUCUAUUCUGUCUUUUUAGAAAACACUUCAUUCCAUGCAGCUCUCGCUUCGGCCGCUGUCAUCCAGUGUAGACAGUUCGUCGUGGCUUCGAGUCCCCGGGGUAACCAUGACAACCGAAAGAAACCCAAAGUGAAUCCAAGGGAGCGGGGUGAGGCCGGAGAGAGCGUGAAUAGACUUUUCCCCAUUUUGUUUGGUGUUUUUGUGUGUGUUUAGACUACACACUUUUUUGCAAAGCAGAGGCUCUGCUCCGCGCUGCAGGGUUGGAAAGUUGAAGGAGUGUGCCCAAUGUCAUUCAAACCCGGCGCGGUCUAUUAAAAGUAUUGCCUUGCUGGUGACUGAACUUCUACUAUAUAUGAAGCCCCGGGCAAGUGAUUGCAGAGAAAACAGAAACCGGGAAAAUAACUUGAUUUAAUUUACGCGAGAAGAGCCCGUGCGUAAAAAAAGGAGGAAUAAUGGGCCUCUCACAAACGCUUCUCUUCUACCUGCUGCUGUGCGUCCACCUUGGAGUUUCCCAGCAUUACCUUCGCCUCCGUCCAUCGCCCAGUGAUCACCUCCCCGUGCCCGACCUCAAGGAGGACCCCGAUCCGGAGUACGACCCCCGUGAGCAGGACUUGGCCGAGAGGACUCUGAGGAGAAAACUCGGCAGCAACUUUGACCCAAACUUCAUGUCCAUCAGCUCGCCUAUGCUGGUGAAUAUCUCCGCAGCAGACAACCAGGUGAAGCUGCAGGGGCCCAUGCCCAACGAGAUUAAAAAGCUGGACCUGACUGAGACCCCAUAUGGGAAGCGGGUCAAAGUGGGCAAGAAGGCCCGCAGGAAAUUUCUGCAGUGGCUGUGGACCUACACGCACUGCCCUGUGGUGUACACCUGGAAGGAUUUGGGCGUGAGGUUCUGGCCGCGCUACAUCAAGGAGGGGAACUGUUUCUCUGAGCGCUCGUGCUCCUUCCCCGAGGGGAUGUCUUGCAAACCCGUCAAGUCAAUCAACAAGAUUUUCCUGCGGUGGUAUUGUCAAGGGUUUCUAAAACAGAAAUACUGUACGUGGAUACAGGUGCAAUACCCAAUCAUCUCAGAGUGCAAGUGCUCGUGCUGAUUCUCUCUAAGGAAUGAGUGGUGGUCGUCGCGGGGGGAGUGGACUGGAAAUACGGUUUCUAUUGCACUGUUAACUCUCUACAGAGGUGGGCACCAUAGCAAAUCUAUUUUUUUAUAUAGCAUUUUAAGUGAAAUACCAACAUUGUACAUAUUUAAGAAAAUGCAGCUAUUUUUUCUAAUUGAACCAGGACCAUAUUUUAUUCUCAACCCUGAAACGUGUUUUGGGGGGAACACGAGCACUUCAGAAGGAAGAGCUUUUUUGAUAUUUUUAUGAGACAUUGAAGAUGGAAUGCAUAUGCUACACCUCUCCAAGAGGUGACCUUUUUUUUCAACAGAACAUUGAUGCUGACUGUUAUUUCACUGCAAUGCUGCCUAGAGUUUUUGUAUAAUAUUAAUAUCAAUAAUAAUUAAAUUGUAAAAAAAAAAAAAAGUUGAGGUUAAAAAUAUAUAUAAAGGCGUGAACUCAGCUUUUUGGAAUACAUAGUAUUGUAGAAAUAAACAAAUCUGUACGUUUUAUUUAUUAUUUUAACGAUUGUGAGUAUAGAGCAUAAAGAAAGAGAAUAGCAGAGUAUACCAGAAAAAAUAUGGGAGAUGUCUACUUGAAUAUUUCUAAAAACUGAAAAAAAAUUCAAUAAAAUAAAUAAAAAAGUAAAACAUAUCAGUGUACAUGUUAUGUUUACACAUUUUAGCAAUAAAGACUAUGUUUUCAACGUGUUUUAGUGUCAAGCCAUGUUGCUUACUACGAGUGUCUGUAUCCGGGGGGCGUGUACACAGAACAGUUUCAUCUGACAAUGCUUUCUCAUUUAGUCUUCACAAAUAUCCUGGUAAGAGAAAGUCUGCUGAUGGCUCAAAACAUGUUUUCUUGUUGGCAAAAAAACGUUUAAUUUGGAAUAUUGCUAUACCUGUGUGUCAUGAAAAUACAGUUUCUUUCAGAAAAAUGAGUUUUCUUGAAUUGAAAAUGAGUAAAUCUGAGCUACAAUUUUAAAAAAUGUUGUUUCAGACGGACAGAUAUUUUUUACAGUGUACUCAGCCGGGCUCUUGAGUGGAGUGGAGCUACAAACUGCACAGUUAAGUCCAAGCUUCAGUGAUUCUAUGUGGACUAUCCGACGGUCCAUGCACGCCGUCACAGUGAUUUGAGAAAGGGCUGCGUAAUGCGCAACACAUACCUUCAGCGCCUUCACAGAACUUGUAUUCAUUUGUCUCCGAGAGAGAGAGAGAGAGAGAGAGAGAGAGAGAGAGAAAGAGAGAGGGAGGGGGCACACACGGACAUCCAUCUGCCAUAUCUACGCACAGGCUCGUCUCAGGGGCUCCGAGGUGUUAACAUAAUGCGUAAAAUAUGAUUCAAACAUUUCAAACAGUGUCACAUGAUGAAAUGGGGAGCGUUUACGCGCGAGCCAGGGGCGUCUGGGGUCUGUCCGUUUUACUCUGGAAGCUCCACACAAGUUCCACUGAGGUAUUUGUAUAGAGGUGGACUGGAGCAGACCGGCGCCUAUUCAAGUCUGACCGCCCUGAAGAGAGAGAAGGGGAGAGAGAGAGAGAGAGGGGGGGGGGGGGGGGGUAACACAAAGCCCAUAAAACAAUGGUCAACUGUUUUUCACGUUAGCAGACUAUUAAUUGGAGAGCUGCUGUCUGCGCGUUAAAGAGAUAUGGCCAAUUAAAGGCGCAGGGAAAUGAAGUCCUAUGAAAUCAAAGAGUCGUUUUCUGUAAGGAGGAGUUUUAUAGUGUUUAUAUUAUUCUUUAAACACAA
Labrus mixtus (cuckoo wrasse) is the source of this 3617-nucleotide messenger RNA. RefSeq names its product noggin 2 (gene nog2). The coding region runs from base 1236 to 1871 and encodes 211 amino acids. Gene Ontology annotation, biological process: negative regulation of cell differentiation; negative regulation of BMP signaling pathway; dorsal/ventral pattern formation. NCBI's taxonomy places the organism in Eukaryota, Metazoa, Chordata, Actinopteri, Labriformes, Labridae. The transcript has a single exon. The record is from RefSeq and is a predicted model, not a curated record.